Lottia gigantea (owl limpet) is the source of this 1110-nucleotide messenger RNA. RefSeq lists its product as hypothetical. The record is from RefSeq and is a predicted model, not a curated record. The transcript is spliced from 2 exons. Lineage: Eukaryota; Metazoa; Mollusca; Gastropoda; Lottiidae. Bases 1 to 1110 code for a protein of 369 amino acids.
AUGGGCAACAAAUUCAAUCAUUCACAAAUAUUUCCUAAUAACCCAAUGCUCAUGUGUAUAUGCGGUAGUUCCGGUUCUGGGAAAACUCAUCUCACUUUUAACAUGUUGACAACACCAAACCUUUUAGAUUUCGAUUCUUUGUAUAUCUACACAACAACACCAGAGCAAUCGUAUUAUCAAUUUCUUAAAAGCUUUAGAAUAUCUACCAAAGAAAGACGUUCAAGACCUAUUUCAAUAUUACGAAGAAACGAAGAAGAAGUGGAAAUAAAAGAUAUCUUAAAUAACUACAUCGAAGGAAAGAAACCAACGGAUAUAAAAGUUUUUCUUACGAAAAAUGUUAAUAAUCUAGACUUGUCUUAUAUUGAUAGCAAACGAAAGAACUUAAUAUUGUUUGACGACUGCGUGGCGCAAAGAAAUCAAACUGUUCACAACUGUUACUGCAUAUACCAAUCCCAAUCUUUUUACGGGAUGGAUUCUAUGUUUAUUAGAAAAAAUGCAAAUUUUUUUUUAUUAUUUGAAUUAAACGAUAAAGAUUUAUCUCAAAUCAUUCAGUCGAUAAAUCACGGAAUGGACAGAGAUGCAUUUAAAAAGGUUUGGAAAGCUCAAUGGAAAAACCCAGAUGAACAAGGAUAUGUAUUCGUUAAUACUAGAAAACCUGCGGGUGAAAGAUCGGCAUAUGUUAAUUUUAUUUUUUUAAAAAUGGAUAAUUGGAAUAAUAUUUUAAAAAGAAAUAGAGAAUAUAUCAAAGCUAAGAAUAAAAUAAAGAUCCAAGUUGAAAAUAACAGAUUACAACAACUCGGAUUAACGGAAAAUCUACAAACUCUAUUUCAACCCAUAUUAAAAUCUCAAGAGGAUAUUAAAAAGAAAUUAGCACCUAAACAAAUUCAACAAUCACCGGUUCCUUCUAUAGAAUAUCCCAUUAAAGAUGAUGAGGAAUCAGAUGAUUAUGCAGAAGAUUAUCCACCAAUCAUACAAGAAAUAGAUGAAGAUAUGGUAUCUGGAGAAGGUAUAACGUUUUUAUCCGACAACAACGAGGAAAUACUUAAUAGAUUACAAAUUAUAUUAGCGGCAAUGAAGGAAGGACAUCCAUCGCACAGACAAUAUAAUUAA